Molecule: messenger RNA, 1140 nt
Organism: Nipponia nippon (crested ibis)
Lineage: Eukaryota; Metazoa; Chordata; Aves; Pelecaniformes; Threskiornithidae
Gene: NEU2
Product: neuraminidase 2
Biological process (GO): ganglioside catabolic process; oligosaccharide catabolic process
Cellular component (GO): cytoplasm; intracellular membrane-bounded organelle; membrane
Molecular function (GO): exo-alpha-sialidase activity
Source: RefSeq, a predicted model, not a curated record
AUGGCUUCGUUUCCUGUCUUGAAGCAAGAGACGUUGUUCCAGAACGGUACCUGGAGCUAUCGAAUUCCAGCUCUGCUCUACCUGCCACGUUUCAGCAUCAUCCUGGCAUUUGCUGAGGAACGAGAGGAUGUGGUGGAUGAACACGCCAAGCUAAUAGCGAUGCGCAGAGGCAUGUAUGACCCAACCACGCACAGUGUUCAGUGGAAUAGCAUGGAGACCAUUGUCAGUGCACAGCUGAAAGACCACCGAUCCAUGAACCCCUGUCCUGUUUACGAUGAAGUCUCAGGGAAACUGAUCCUGUUCUUCAUAGCUGUCCCAGGAAAGAUCUCUGAGCAGCAUCAGCUCAGGACAAAGAUCAACCUGGUACGUCUCUGCUACGUCACUAGCAUGGACCAAGGACGCACCUGGAGCACUGCCCAGGAUGUCACCAAUAGUACCAUUAGCACUGAGUACAAGAACUGGGCCACUUUUGCAGUGGGGCCGGGUCACGGAUUACAAUUGCUCAAUGAGGCCCGGAGCCUUGUGAUUCCUGCCUAUGCCUAUCGUAUCUUGGACCCUAAGCAACACCCCACCCCUCAUGCCUUCUGCUUCAUCAGCUCGGACCAUGGGACAACGUGGGAGAUGGGGAACUUCAUGCGGGAGGAGAGCGCGGUGGAGUGCCAGGUAGCAGAGGUGCACACCUGUGGCAGGAAGGUCCUCUACUGCAAUGCAAGGAGCAGCAGGGGAGCCAGAAUCCAGGCUGUCAGCUACAACCACGGGGUGGACUUUGAGGGAGGCCAGCGGGUUGAAAUGCUAGUUGAACCUCCCUCUGGAUGUCAUGGAAGUGUUACUGCCUUCCCACCUCCCCCUGAUGCCAGAUGCCAAGAUAGUUGGUUGCUCUACGCUCAUCCUACAGACCCAAAGGGUCGAAGAGAUUUAGGAAUUUACCUCAACAAAAGCCCUUUAAAUCCAGCACACUGGACAAAACCAAGCAUCCUCUUCAAGGGCCUGUGUGCUUAUUCUGAUCUGCAGUACAUGGGGGUUGGGCCAGAUGGCUCACCCUUGUUCUCCUGCCUCUUUGAAUAUGGGACCCACCAACAAUGUGAAGAGAUAAUCUUUGUAAUGUUCACUUUGAAGCAAGCCUUUCCAUUGGAGUGCUGA